This is a messenger RNA of Colletotrichum navitas, 1293 nucleotides long. Its product is annotated as CORD and CS domain-containing protein. The coding region runs from base 285 to 1253 and encodes 322 amino acids. The transcript has 2 exons. The record is from RefSeq and is a predicted model, not a curated record. Lineage: Eukaryota; Fungi; Ascomycota; Sordariomycetes; Glomerellales; Glomerellaceae.
CUGGAGAACAUAGUAAACCCGACCAUCCACCCCUCACUCUUGCUUCCUGCUGCCGGGGGGGCCCUUUCGACAACUUACAAACUUGCUGACCCGCCGCCGCCGCCGCCUUAUCUUAUUCACUAUCCGACUUUCAAACGUCAACUGCCGUCAAUUGAGAAUUUUACCUUUGUCUCACUUUCCUCCUCUUCAACAGCUUUUCAGGGAAGCUGCACACUGUAAACCCGUCCAACGCGAAAGCGACUGCGAGGCAACGAAAGAUCCAUCCAAACCCCGGCCAGCCCAACAUGGCAGAAAAGUGCGUCCACCAGGGCUGCGGCAAGCUCUACACCGAUGCCGACGAGCCAUGCGUCUACCACCCCGGCCCUCCGGUCUUCCAUGAAGGCCAAAAAGGUUGGAAAUGCUGCAAGCCCCGCGUUCUUACCUUUGAGGAGUUCAUGACUAUUCCCCCCUGCACAACCGGCAAGCACUCCACAACCGACCUGCCGCCAAAGAUUGAGCAGAAGCCCCAAGCGGACCCCGCCGCGGCACCCUCCCUACUCGACAAGCUCGCCACCUCGGCCGACGAACCAGGACGCAAGCCCCUCUCUCAAGCCGCCCAGGCCGCGCCCUCCCCUCCGCCGCCAGCUCCCGAGUCCGAGUCCGAUGACGCCUCCCUCGAGAUCACCGAUGGCACCACCUGCCGUCGCAAGGCCUGCCAAGCCACCUUCCACAAGGGCGCAUCCCGCGACGGCGAGUCCUGCGUCCACCACCCCGGCGUCCCCAUUUUCCACGAGGGCUCCAAGGGUUACAGCUGCUGCAAGCGCCGCGUGCUCGAGUUCGACCAGUUCAUGAAGAUCGAGGGCUGCAAGACCAAGAACCGUCACCUCUUCAUCGGCAGCGGCAAGAAGAAGGCUGCGGCGGCCGGUGGUGAGGAGAAGCUUGACACCGUCCGCACCGACUUUUACCAGACGCCCUCUACCGUCAUCGCCUCCUUCUUCCUCAAGAAGAUUGUCAAGGACUCGGCCAAGAUCGACUUCAAGCCGCAGUCCAUCGCACUCGACCUGCCUACGUCGGACUCGCCGCCCAAGCGCUACACCGCCGAGGUGCCCUUGUUCGCGCCCAUCGACGCGGAGAAGUCCACUUUCAAGGUCCUCGGCACUAAGCUCGAGGUAAACCUUGCCAAGGCCGGCAGUGAGUCGUGGCCAGUCCUGCGGAGUGACGACCGUCUCACUGGGGAGAUAUUACAAAUCGGCAAGGCGGGACGUCUACAGUAGAACUUGAGUACUGCGAAAUGAUACUGUUGCGCUUCGCGCU